Balearica regulorum gibbericeps (East African grey crowned-crane) is the source of this 1250-nucleotide messenger RNA. Lineage: Eukaryota; Metazoa; Chordata; Aves; Gruiformes; Gruidae. The record is from RefSeq and is a predicted model, not a curated record.
AAUUGCUCUGGACAGCUCCUGAGUUACUGAGGGACCCGGACAUGUGCAGAAAAGGCACAUUCAAAGGGGAUAUUUACAGCUUUGCAAUCAUCCUCCAAGAAGUGGUUGUUCGGGGUCCACCAUACUGCAUGUCAGAAUUCUCAGCUGAAGAAAUUAUAAAGAAAGUGAAGAAGCCCCCUCCUCUGUGCCGCCCAAACGUAGCCCCCGAGUUGGCCCCCCUGGAGUGCAUCCAGGUAAUGAAGCAAUGCUGGGGUGAAUCCCCCGAACGACGUCCAACCUUUGAGGAGGUAUUUCAUAAGUUCAAAACCAUCAACAAAGGGAAAAAGACCAAUAUCAUUGACUCGAUGCUCAGGAUGCUUGAGCAAUAUUCAAGCAACCUGGAAGAUUUAAUCAGGGAGCGGACCGAAGAGCUAGAGAUUGAAAAACAGAAGACAGAAAAACUACUGUCACAAAUGCUCCCCCCAUCAGUGGCAGAAGCCCUCAAGACUGGUGGCACUGUGGAGCCAGAGUAUUUUGACCAGGUGACCAUCUACUUCAGUGACAUCGUGGGCUUCACAACGAUUUCAGCCCUCAGUGAACCCAUUGAAGUAGUUGACCUUCUGAAUGAUCUUUACACACUGUUUGAUGCUGUUCUUGGAAACCAUGAUGUUUACAAGGUGGAGACAAUUGGCGAUGCCUACAUGGUUGCCUCAGGGCUCCCAAAACGGAAUGGAAACAAACAUGCGGCUGAGAUAGCCAACAUGUCCCUGGACAUCCUCAGCUCGGUGGGAACGUUCAAAAUGAGACACAUGCCAGACAUCCCCCUCAGGAUACGAAUCGGGCUGCACACAGGGCCUUGCGUGGCAGGCGUGGUGGGGCUUACCAUGCCACGGUACUGCCUCUUUGGAGACACGGUGAACACGGCGUCACGGAUGGAGUCCACAGGCCUGCCUUACAGAAUUCAUGUCAGCCAAAGUACAGUGGAUACGCUUCGGAGUCUAAAUGAAGGCUAUGAAAUCGUACCUAGGGGAAAAACAGAACUGAAGGGUAAAGGAGUAGAGGACACAUAUUGGCUAGUUGGGAAAAAAGGCUUUCUGAAGCCCUUACCUAAACCUCCUGAAAUAAAGCCAGGCUACAACUGGCCAGAUGUGCUGACCAGGAAACUCAAAUCUGUCCUGAGGGACACAAAGAGGACACUGACAAAAGCCACCUUUAAAGAGCUGGGGAGCACGAAGGAGGCUGGAAUAAGUAUUGAAGAGGAUGAAAUCUGA